Molecule: messenger RNA, 2778 nt
Organism: Manihot esculenta (cassava)
Lineage: Eukaryota; Viridiplantae; Streptophyta; Magnoliopsida; Malpighiales; Euphorbiaceae
Product: cysteine-rich receptor-like protein kinase 26
Exons: 10
Coding region: 219-2510 (763 amino acids)
Biological process (GO): protein phosphorylation
Molecular function (GO): ATP binding; protein kinase activity
Source: RefSeq, a predicted model, not a curated record
CUUUUACUUUCUAUUCUUCCUUGGCGACCUUCAAAAGCUAACAACUAAACUGGCGGUUAAGCCAAAAAAACGAGAAAAACAUACGAGCUCUGUUUCUGCUUCUGUUCCUCUUCUACGCCUUAAAUACUCUAUCAACGCAACAUGAUCUUUCAGUCUCUGCCCACGAAAUCGACGACAAACCAGCUUCAGCUUCUAUCCUAAACCCAUUGAAGCUUAUUAUGGAAAUGAAAAUCCUGCAGCUUGGACCUGAAGAAAUGACGGUCCCCGGUGGCUGCACGGUGAUGGUGGGGAUUAAGCUUGACUCACAGAGCAGAGAGCUAUUGACUUGGGCCAUGGUCAAAGUGGCUCAACCUGGGGAUACUGUUAUUGCUCUGCAUGUUCUUGGUAAUGAUGAAAUCGUAGAUCGAGAAGGGAAGUCUUCGCUUCUUGCGUUUGUCAAAGCUUUUGACUCUGUUCUUGCCGUCUAUGAAGGUUUCUGCAACCUGAAACAGGUGGAUCUCAAGCUCAAGAUAUGCAGAGGCUCGUCAACACGAAAAAUUUUAGUUAGGGAAGCAAAAUCCUACUCAGCAGCAAAGAUUAUAGUCGGAGCUACCGGGAGCCGCAGUACAAUCCGGUCACCGCCAUCUGUUGCUAAGUAUUGCGCCAAGAAGCUACCCAGGGAUUGCUCUGUUCUUGCCGUCAAUAACGGGAAAGUUUUGUUUCAGAGAGAAGGCUCUCUGGUUAGAGAUUCACAUGGAGCUAAAGAUGAUCGCCGGAAUGGUCUGCUUAAUGCAAUCCACAGGUCAUUUUCAUUAAGUAAGAAUUCCAGAGUAUUGAAUGAAAGUGGUCCUGAUGAGGCUUUAAUGUAUGGCGAGGAUAAAGAUGAUGACCAGAUUUUAGAGCAGGCCUUAGUUAAGGCCCGGCCGAAUAGUUUAGGGAGGAUCAUGAAAGAGAGUUGCUCAGUUUGUGGAGCAGUUGCUAAAUCUCAUGAUAAUGCAUGUAGACAAUCUGCUGAAGAGUCUUAUGGUGAUAAUGGUGGUGAUGUUAAAUCUUUAGCUCUGGUGCCAGUUCCAAAGGUAGAGGCACCUUCCUGUUCAUUUUCUUCUUUAAUCAGACAGGUGCCUGAAAUGAAGCCUGGUUGGCCGCUACUUCGCCGUGCAUUCUUACCGGAUCGACGAACAUCAGAUAGAUCAUCGGGGAGGCAGAUCUCGGUGGUUCAAUGGGCAAUGAGGUUGCCCAGCAGGCAACUUUCGUCAUAUAUAUCCAAAUCGGAUCACAAACAGAAUGAUCGUGAUCAGGGUGAAAAUCAAUCAAGUUUAAAUGGAGAAAGUGGUGCCAUUGUUCCAGUUGGUACAGAGAAUUUGACAAUUCCACUAUCUCCUGACAAUUCAAAAACUCUACCAAAAGAAUUGGAGGGUCUUCAUGAGAAGUACUUAGCAACUUGCAGAUUGUUUAAUUACCAAGAACUUGUCUCAGCCACAUCUAAUUUCUCAGCUGAAAAUUUGGUUGGGAAAGGAGGCAGCAGUUGGGUUUAUAAAGGUUGCCUUCCUGAUGGCAAGGAACUUGCUGUGAAAAUCUUAAAGCCGUCCGAAGAUGUGAUAAAGGAAUUUGUCUUAGAAAUUGAGAUUAUUACUACCUUACAUCACAAAAACAUCAUUUCUCUCUUGGGUUUCUGUUUCGAGAAUAACAAACUUCUCCUGGUUUAUGAUUUCCUAUCAAGAGGAAGCCUUGAAGAGAACCUCCAUGGUAAGAGAAAGGACUCCCUUGCAUUCGGUUGGAGCGAGAGAUACAAAGUCGCUGUAGGCAUAGCUGGGGCUUUGAAUUAUCUUCACAAUGAAACUUCACAACCUGUGAUACACAGAGAUGUUAAAUCAUCAAACAUACUUCUUUCUGAUGAUUUCGAUCCGCAGCUUUCUGAUUUUGGACUUGCUAAAUGGACAUCAACCUCCUCAUCUCAUAUAAUCUGCACUGAUGUUGCUGGAACCUUUGGUUACUUGGCUCCUGAAUACUUCAUGUAUGGCAAAGUAAAUGACAAGAUAGAUGUCUAUGCAUAUGGUGUUGUGCUCCUUGAGCUUCUUUCAGGAAGAAAACCUAUAAGCAAUGAGCAUCCAAAAGGCCAAGAAAGCCUAGUUAUGUGGGCAAAGCCGAUUUUAAACGACGGAAAGAUUUCGAAGUUGCUGGAUCCAAGCUUGGGCAAUGACUAUGAUCAUGAUCAGAUUGAGAGGAUGGUUUUAGCUGCCACUCUCUGCGUAAAACAUUCUCCACAAGCACGGCCUCAAAUGAGCGUCGUUUUGAAGCUUCUUCAAGGGGAUGCUGAAGUGAUGAAAUGGGCAAGGCUACAAGUCAAUACUGCUGAAGGACCUGACACACUGGAUGAUGAAGCAUGUCCGCGAUCAAAUCUACAGUCUCAUCUUAGCCUCGCAUUGCUUGAUGUGGAGGAUGAUUCACUUUCCAUGAGCAGCAUUGAAGAAACCAUCUCAUUGGAGGAUUAUUUGUUAGGCAGGUGCAGCCGGUCGUCGAGCUUCGACUAAACAUCAAUCAUUCUCAGUGAUGCUUUCUUUUGUAUAUUCCUUUUGGUUUUUGGCUUUAUUUGCAUAGGUGUUGGAUGAGAGGUUGUUUAUGGUGAGCCCUCCUCCUUCCCCUGCUAAUCAUAAUCAAAGUUCUCAACUUAUCGGUAACUUUCCCUUUUCAUUUUUGCCCCCAAAAGUGUCGGUGGCUUAAAGAAUCAUGAUCUGCUGUAAAAAACAUUCUCUGAUUGAGUGAUAAGCCAAGUAAUCAUUGCUACAUUUGCUUCAAAAA